AUGAAAAGGAAGACCUGCAAUUUUGUGAACAAUGUGGAGUCGAGUUUGUUGAUUCUCAUAUACAAAGAUAUCAAAUGGGCUACAUCAAACUCGCAUACCCGGUGGCGGGGUUUAGUUUCAGACAUUGACUUUGACACUCUAUCUCUUUCCCCAAGAAAACCUUUUGAUUAUCUCCUCUUCUUCAAUUGUGAGUUAUUAUCGUCGUCCGGCAACAUAGUUCAACUGAUUCAAGGGUGUGUCGAGGAAAAUGGUGCUCACAUUGUGGUUCAUUAUGUCCACGCUACACCCAACCACCUGAGCUACGUAAAGAUUAUGGUAAGCACAAACCUUUUAAUGGUAGGUUCUAUUUCAAGCUUUUUCACAUUCAAGAUAAAUCAUGGGGGUUCGUUCACAACUACGGUAUUUGGAAGGUCGUACAUAGAUGAGCUUGUGGAUCACUUUGAUUUUGUGGACAUGGAUGUGUUUUCAGUCCAUGAGUUAGAUGAUAUGAUGGCAGUCUUAGGGUACAAUGAUGGAAGUAUAAUGUUUUACCAUUUUAUGAUCCUAGAGACAGACUUGGAUAGUGGAUUGCUACCCCUUGGCAUCGAUCAGGAAUUCAUUCAGCUGGCAAGGUAUGUGCCUAAUCAUAAGGAAAUUAAUUUGUACAUUGAGCAUGGGAAGACUAGAGUAGUCCCUUACUUUAAGUCCCCAUUGAAGGUUUGUAUUGAGGAAGUUGAAGGGAAUCAUUAUACUGAAAUGAAUGGGGUUAGAAUGAAAAGGAAAUCAUUUGGGUCAUGUAGUAAAAAGUUAGAUUUGAAUGAGCCCACUGAUUUGUCAAAGUUUAUUGUACCCUAUGAACUUAUGAUCAACAAAAAAAAACACUCAGCUGAUCGAGAGAGGGUCCCUUUAGGGGGUACAGUUUGA
Messenger RNA from Lactuca saligna, 903 nucleotides. Lineage: Eukaryota; Viridiplantae; Streptophyta; Magnoliopsida; Asterales; Asteraceae. The record is from the annotation of a GenBank genome assembly.